AUACUAGUUUUAUACUAGUAUGUAUCAUUAAUAAUUAAUUAAAAAUAAUUAAGAUGGAAAGCUGGUCUUCUUCAUCAUCGUCACCAGAGACCACUAUCAUGGCUGCCCUCUCCACUCUCUCCCCCUCCGUCCUCUCUCAACUCACCCGCCACCUCACCGCCACGUUCCACCACCGCAGCCGCCGCCUCUCCGCCCUCCUCUCCUCCCCCACCCUCUUCUCCCUCACCCUCCACCACCUCCACACCCUCUCCCUCCCCCAGAAAUCCCUCCUCAUCUCCCGCCACCUCCUCUCCCACCUCUCCCUCUUGGCCACCCACGCCCUCCUCCCCGCCUCCUCCCCCGUGACAACCCUCCGCGACCUCGACGCCGCCCUCCUCCUCCUCCUCCUCUGCGACCUCCACCGGACCGACCCCGGAGCGCUCGACNGGGAGCGCUCUGACGCUCCCCGCCGGGGCGCUGUCGGAGUUCGUGGACCUCGUGGCGAGGUGCAAGAACUUUGUCGACGCGACGGGCGGCCGCGACGGGAAGGAGGGGAGAGAGGUGGCGGCUUCGGUGGUGGCGGUGGUGGCGCUGAGGUCGGUGGAAGUGGGAGGAGGGGAGGCGGGGGGGCGGGAGUGCGUGAUAUGUAAGGAGGAGAUGAGGGUAGGGAGGGAUGUGUGCGAGCUGCCAUGUCAGCAUUUGUUUCACUGGAUGUGUAUAUUGCCGUGGCUUCACAAGAGGAACACGUGUCCGUGCUGCCGGCUUGAGCUUCCGACCGACGACGUCUCCGGCGAGAUCAAGCGGCUGUGGCACAUUUUCACUAAAAUGAAUAGCCAAGGCGAGCAUUAGUAAUUAAUUAAUUAAGAGCUAAUUUGAUCCGUAAAGUCUACUUUGGG
This is a messenger RNA of Cuscuta campestris, 875 nucleotides long. The record is from the annotation of a GenBank genome assembly. Lineage: Eukaryota; Viridiplantae; Streptophyta; Magnoliopsida; Solanales; Convolvulaceae.